This is a messenger RNA of Hydatigera taeniaeformis, 228 nucleotides long. Lineage: Eukaryota; Metazoa; Platyhelminthes; Cestoda; Cyclophyllidea; Taeniidae. The record is from the annotation of a GenBank genome assembly.
GGAGAUUAUGCAGCAACUGCGGUGAUGGUUUGCACGUGGGAGGAGCUACAGCUCGCCUUAUCUUUGCCUCCCCUCGCAGUGGCAGUGUGUGGCGUGCGGGUUGGCGGCAUCUCGUUCUUCUGCUUCCUUCCACUCAACCUCCUUACCAUGCUGCAACCGAUGAAGGAGUUGUGGGCCAGACUGCGCUUACUGUGUCUGGAGGCCGUCUCGCGAGUCCCAUUUCCCUAA